CCCGUUUUUCCUUGAAAAGCCCUACCAGAUUUCCAUUUAGAUUUAAGGAGAAGGUACUCAUAGGAUCUUAUGGAGAAGAAAAUAUUCUGUUUGACAGCUAUCAAUGCUGACGUCUUAAAACCUCUCUUUUCUCUCCUUGCCGAAUACUAGAAAAUUUGCCGGCAUAACCAGAGGCCGAGAUAGAGGUGGUGGAGUGGCGAAGGAACCUAUGAAAUUGAGCAAAAAUGAGAGUGGAACGCAAGUGGUUUCUCAGAUUGUUAUGGGGAUUCAAGGGCUAGAUGAAGGGGAAGCUCAGAUUCACGGGAAUGAGUGCAGGGUACUGGAGAAUACUAAAGUCAAUUCGGCCUACAACAGCGAUACACAAGUAAGUAAUUCUAAAGCAUCUGAAUUGAGUUGUAGAUAUGUGCAAGGGUUAGGUGUACGAAACGGAGAUGAACCGAUUGAAAGUAGGAGUGAAAGGGUAGGGGAAAGUGGUGUGAAGUUAGAUGAAGGCUAGGCGGAAUUUG
Molecule: messenger RNA, 506 nt
Organism: Oldenlandia corymbosa var. corymbosa
Lineage: Eukaryota; Viridiplantae; Streptophyta; Magnoliopsida; Gentianales; Rubiaceae
Source: the annotation of a GenBank genome assembly